UCGGACCGCCAACACACAGCUCGCCACCCCACCAGCCUCUGAGCCUCGUCGCGUCCUGCAGCGCCACCGGAGCGCGCCAUAGCCGACGAUGGGACGGAAGCGCGCGGUGCUGGUGGGCAUCAACUACCCGGGCACGGAGGGGGAGCUCAAGGGCUGCCUCAACGACGUGGCCCGCAUGCGCCGCUGCCUCGUCGACCGCUUCGGCUUCGACGGCGCCGACAUCCGCGUCCUCGCCGAAGCCGACCCGUCCACGCCGCCGCCCACGGGCGCCAACAUCCGGCUCGAGCUCGAGCGGCUCGUCGGCGGCGCGCGGCCCGGGGACUCGCUCUUCUUCCACUACAGCGGCCACGGCCUGCAGCUGCCCGCCGAGACCGGCGAGGACGACGACACCGGCUACGACGAGUGCAUCGUGCCCUGCGACACCAAUCUCAUCAAAGGUAAAGAUGAAAAGUGCUCCGGAUUCGUCUUGGAGCUGUUACUGUCUGAUUUGACUGACAAGUGAAGGAGCUCCU
Messenger RNA from Triticum dicoccoides, 512 nucleotides. Its product is annotated as metacaspase-5-like. The record is from RefSeq and is a predicted model, not a curated record. Gene Ontology annotation, molecular function: cysteine-type endopeptidase activity. Lineage: Eukaryota; Viridiplantae; Streptophyta; Magnoliopsida; Poales; Poaceae. Gene Ontology annotation, cellular component: cytoplasm. The transcript has a single exon. Gene Ontology annotation, biological process: proteolysis. Bases 89 to 502 code for a protein of 137 amino acids.